UGGUGUUUUUUUUUUUUUUUUUGGAUAGACUAGUGAGAUUACCGUGGCUAUUUAUUGCUUUUUGGAGCUUGGUCAUUGUUUUGUACACGACAGAUGUGAGUUCCUGAACAGUUAGACUUGUGAGAUUGGGGGGAUGAAACAGAGAACCAUGAAGCUGGAGGUGCCAGAAAGCUUUGAAGAUGUUGCUGUUGAGUUUUCAGGAGAGGAGUGGGAGAUGCUGAGUAAACCAGAGAAAGAGCUACACAGAGAAGUAAUGGUGCAAAACUUUGAGAACAUGGUUUCUAUAGGUUACAGCAUCCCAUUGGAACACCUUCUGUUAUUAAUUGAGAGAGAUGAGGAGGUGUCGUGUAAGGUUACUGAAGGAGUAAGGUUGGUGCAGCAGGAGUUUCCUGAUGGCAGUUACAAUAUCCCAGUGGAGCACCUGCUGUUAUUAAUUGAGAAAGAUGAGAAGGUGUCACGUAGCGAUACUGAAGGAGGAAGGUUGGAGCAGCAAGACAUUCCUGAUGGCAUCUACAGGAAUGCUAAUUUCAGUGAGAUUCAGAGUCGACCUUCAUUACAUGGAAAAUGCCAUAAUUCUGAAUAUGACAAAGCUUUGCCAGAUAAUUUGCCGGUCACAUUACAACAUGGCCUUGUACAGACUGAAAACAAACUCCAUACCUAUGCCAAAAGUAACGUGUUUAACAGAAAAAGUGACCUAGGGAUGCACCUUGGAAUGCAUGGAGGGAAAAAGUCAUGGAAUACCCUUAAACCCAGCAAUGCAUUCAGACUUCCUAGUGAUGUGUUAGUUCACCGCAGAAACAGACAACAAAAUAUUAUGGCAACACAUGACCAAAUCAGUACCAAAACGGAGUAUAAAUAUACCAUUUAUGACAAGUGUCUUCCAGAUAAAAAUAAAAACAAUUUAUCAUUGGAUCAGAGAAUUCAGAACCAAGGGGGAAAACAAAAACCUAUUGCAUGUUACACAUGUGGCAAAACUUUUAUGUAUAAUAAACAUCUGGUGGCACAUCAAGCAGUUCACACUAAGCAGAAACCUUAUAAAUGUACCAAAUGUGGUAAGGGGUUUUCACUAAAGGGAAACAUGAUAAAGCAUCAGUAUAUCCACACAGAGCUAAAACCAUAUAUGUGCCCCAUAUGUAAUAAGGGCUUUACACAGAAGGGUAACAUGUUAGUGCAUCAACAUGUUCACACUGGACAGAAACCUUAUAAAUGCACCAUGUGUGAAAGAAGCUUUGUACAGAAAAUCAGUUUAACAAAACAUCAUUUAGUCCACAGUGAUGACCAUCCAUUUAAAUGUGUCAUUUGUAACAAGGGUUUUAAAGAUGAGAGAAAUCUGGCAUAUCAUCAGGCUAUUCACAGCAGACAAGAACCCUAUAAAUGCACCGUGUGUGACAAGAGGUUUACAAGUAAGACAUGUUUAACUUCACAUCAAAGUGUCCACACGGGACAUCAAAAUACUGACACAGGUGUGAAAUCAUAUAUGUUCCCUGAAUUUGAUAAGUGUUUCUCAAGUAACAAUUAUUUCAGUGAUCUGAUGCUGCAUCAAAUUGACAUGGGAAAGGGGUCCAUUCCUGUCAAGGUAUGUAAAAAACCUAACCAUUCGGAGACAUCAAAUCAAUGUCCUGUAUGUAGUAAAAGUUUUUCACAUAGUAAUAGUAUGAUGCGCCAUCUGUCCAUUCACACACAAGAAAAACCAUAUAACUGUCUUGAAUGUGGUAAGGGUUUUUCACAGAGUAGUGAUUUAAUGCGGCAUCAGUCUAUUCAUACGGGGUUAAAACCAUAUAAAUGUCCUGAAUGUGGUAAGUGUUUUUCACAGAGCAGUCAUUUGAUAUGCCAUCAGUCUAUUCAUACGGGGUUAAAACCAUAUAAAUGUCCUGAAUGUGGUAAGUGUUUUUCACAGAGCAGUGAUCUGAUGCGGCAUCGGGCCAGUCACAUGGGGUUAAAACCAUAUAAAUGUCUUGAAUGCAGUAAGUGUUUUUCACAAAGCAGUGAUUUAAGGCGGCACCAAAGCAUUCACACUGGGUUAAAACCAUAUAAAUGUCCUGAAUGUGGUAAGUGUUUUUCACAGAGCAGUCAUUUGAUAUGCCAUCAGUCUAUUCACAUGGGGUUAAAACCAUAUAAAUGUCCUGAAUGCAGUAAAUGUUUUUCACAGAGUAGUGAUCUGAUGCGGCAUCAGGCCAGUCACAUGGGGUUAAAACAAUAUAAAUGUCUUGAAUGUGAUAAGUGUUUUUCACAGAGCAGUGAUUUAAGGCGGCACCAAGCCAUUCACUCUGGGUUAAAACCUUAUAAAUGUCCUGAAUGUGGUAAGUGUUUUUCACAGAACAGUCAUUUGAUGUACCAUCAGUAUAGUCACACAAGAGAAAAACCGUACAAAUGCACUGAAUGUACUAAGUGUUUCUCACAGAGCAGUGACUUGAUACGGCAUCAAGCCAUUCACAUGGGAUUAAAACCAUAUAAAUGCCCUGAAUGCAGUAAGUGUUUUUCACAGAGCAGUCAUUUGAUGUACCAUCAGACUAUUCACGCAAGAGAAAAAAAACAAAAGCAGCACUUAUAAAAGGAAAGCCACAUCACCAAGAUAAUAAAAAUCUGAGACAGGAAUGUGAUAUAAUGGAACUUGAUCAGGAGUGAUCAUAUAAAUAACUGGGAAUAGAUGAAGAAUCAGCAGUAAAACAUGAACAAAUGAGAAUAAAGCUCAGUAAGGAAUACUUAAAAAGACUAAAGCUGAUAUUGAAAAAUGCCUUGAUAUCUAGGAAUAAAGUUGAACCUAAAAAUCAGUUUGCUGUCACUGUUCUAACUGGCAGCUUUGGCUUGACUGACUAACCACAAAACACACUGAAACAAUUAGACAAGAAAAUAAGAAAAAUGAUUCAUGUUUAUCAAAGAUCAAUUAUGGUUAACAUCAAGGAAUGAAGCAGUGCUAAUUUCAUUGAUUUUAAUUAUGCCCUGACACAGGAAUGGGGUCUAUUCCCAUCAAGGUUUGUUUAAAAAAACAAAAACGAAAAAAAAAAAACUAAGCAUUUGGGGAAAUAAAACCAUCAAAAACCCUACCACUGAUCCAUAUGCGACAAACUUUUACAUCUAAAAGAAAUAUGAUUGCAUAUCAAAGAAGUCAUGCAAACAGCUCAAUAUACAAGGAGCUGAGAAGUGCUGGGAAGUUGAAUAACAAAGAAUUACUCUUCAUGAUGAAGUAAUGAUGCCUUGGUAUACUUCUGAACUGAAAGUUAAACAAAAAACAGGAUACAAAACGUAAUGUACUCUAAGAAAAAAGAACAGCAGCAGUAUUAAUUACUGAAGUCGCUAAAAACGGUGUAGUGACUGACGUAAAGUUUUAAAGUGUCAAAUCAUGCAAGUAAAAGCUAAAGUAAUGGGGUACAAGGACCCCCAAAUAUUUCCAGUAGCAAUAGAAACAACUGGGCUAAUAAAAAUAACUUUCCAAGCAUACCUGAAUUUGCUACCAGUACAGGUAGCCCUUACGAACUACAGAUGAAGACCGUUCUGGGUAUGUUGCGAGUACAGAAAAUGGCCUGCUUGGUAAUCAUCAAAAGAAGUAGUAAUACUGAUUUUAUGCAUUUUAUCUGUACCCUGGUUUGGAAAGGGCAUCCAUCUCUGUCAUAUUGUCAUCCACUCUGAACACAUGAAGAAAUUUAGGAAAGGCAGGAACCCUAGACGUGCACCAAUUGUGGUAAGGGAUAUACACAAAAUGAUACAGGGCAGAUCACCAGUAUGGACUCAUUAGACACAAGUUGUUUUAAAGGCAUACUUCAUAGGAGAAACAAGUAAAUUAAUGAAACAAGGAAAUGACGAAAUAUCAGUUUGUUACUCAGUUAAAAAUACAUUAAUUUUCACGGUAUGGCUAUACUGGAAGGGUAAGAAAUCUGCCAUAGACAAAUUGUCAGAAGUCACAGAUAAUGGAUUAAAUUAAAAACCUUCACUAUCUGGACAAAGAAAUAAAACAUUUCAACCAUGGAAGUGCUAUUAAAGUAAGGAUAAAAACUGCUAGAAAUUCUAAUCCAAAAGGAAGAAGCAUAGAAUCCGAAAAGGCAGAUACUUCAUAUGGUCUGAUGUGUAUUCAGAAAAGAAAGCUGUGUUAACCAGUAUGACCAUUAAAUUUCAAAGUUAUUUGAAGAUGUAUAGAAAGGUACCAAAACAUAGCAACUUUAUGUGCAAAUACACACACACACACAAAUGAAACCUGUUGAAAAGUGAAUAAUACUCUGAUAAUUCAUAAAGGAAACAGACUAGAACUGAGGUGGUAAUCAGAAGAAUGAAGGUGUCAGUGUGAAGCCUUAGAUCUACAUAACUUCCCAAUAUGAUUCAUAAAUGCUGAAGAAAUACCAUAAGAGCCAAACAGUAUACUGUUUCUAAAAGUAUGCCACAAAGUAAAAUUAACAGAACCACUGAAAGAAAGGUUAGUUUAAAACCUAGCUGUGGUUAUGCAGAGGGGAAGAGCAGACAAGAGAGAUCAAAGAACAACUUCUUUGCUAAGAUAAGGAUUGUCUAAGUGAAAACAUCCUUGACAUAAUACAAAUAGCCAGCUAUAUUAAUAUGCAUAAGCAGAAGAGGAAUAUAUAAGUGUAGACCUCUUUGAUGUAAUAGCAAUGUGUAGAUAUACUAAUGUACAUAAGCAAAAAAGACAAUAGAAAAUGUAAGAGUGCAUAAUGUUAUAAUUCAGUAAAAAAGAUGUGCACAGUAAUUGGAGCCAUUAACAAAGAGCCAUAUCUAUCCAUCCAUCCGUCCAUUCACUACCCCUUUUUCCAUUUUUCCACAUAGGGUCAGGGUGUCAUGUAAAGAAUAAUAAAAGAAUGGUACACAUAGAAUGUCACAUUGGAAAGAUGGUCUAAAGAUUACUUUUAAGUCAAAAACAGACUGUAAUUACCAGAAUAAUCUAGAAAAGAGAAUAGAGCAUAGAAAGUUUUUAGAAAAAUGUAACAAAAGAAGCAGUCAGUAUUAAAAAUAGAUCUAUGCUAUAUGAUUUAUAACAACUAAUUAAAAAAUUCACCUCAGGCAGAAAAGCUUCAAAGUUAUGUAGAAAAGUGCAAACAGUACAGUGUAAGCAAUUUAUUGAAAUUAAUAUAAUUUUAUAGGUACCUGUGCUUUUAAAGAAAACAAUAUUAACUAUACAACCCAUAAUAGAAGAAAUUAAUAAAUUCUGGAGAACCAUGUGUGUAGUUUAAUGUUAAAAAUAAUAGAAAUAUCAAAUGGAUAAAUACGUUAAAAGGAACGUUAAGAAUGACUAAUACAGAUGAUAUAAAAUGGGAAGGAUUGUCAGUGAGACAGAGACAAAAUUAAGAAAGGAUACCAAAUAGCCCCCUUCUUCCAGGUCCAGAUGGUGUUGAAACCUCUAGCUCGUUAUUGAUAUCUGUGCAUCAUCAUCAUCAUCAUUUGGAUGUCUCUUAUCUUUGUGCACAAACUAAACUAAUAGCAGGGAAAACUAUCCUCUUCCUUAAAAGUGAACCUGCAAGCUGUCCUAGGAAUUAUCACCCAGUAAUAUGCCUCCCAGUAAAACAAACUGUUAUAGGUAGUAUGCAAUAAUUUAAGCCAAAACUCAACCAUGACUGCAGAAUCAUAAGAUAAUAGGAAACAUGCAUAACCAAACAGCAUUUCAUGCUAAAUAAAGCCAUAACAGUGGGCUUCACACUGUAAGGACCAUGAUCAUGUUCCUUGGAAUAUCAUGAAAUUAAAGUGCAAAGCAAGAUAAAUAUGUACCAAGUCCAAAGGUGUACGGUCUGACUAGUCUCCUUACUCUGGGUUACAAUGAUUCAAAGUUAUUAUAGUAAUAGUGUGAUAGGGUAAGGGGUGGUGAAAGUUAGUGUUUUCUUUUCUGACUUUUAAAGUAUCAGUAUUCAUGGAAUCAUGUAUCUCAUUGGUUGGGAGUUCAGAACAGAAGUCUAUUAGAAGGGAUGGCAUCUCAUUAUGGCACAACCAAAUUAUAGAAAAGCAUUUCAUCAUAUUACACAUUGUUGGAUUAUAGAAUGCUUACAUAUAUGUUAAGUAAAUCAUACAGUCAUAGAUAAUAUUGUAAUUACUGUGAAAAAAGUGGUGUAACAUUUUACUGCCAAGCAGUCAAAAAAUGGCAAAUUACUAUCCCAGGUAUAAGAAUCCAGUGAGAAAGAUUUUAAGUUUAAGGUUAUUCAUUAUCAUUUGUGCUGUGUUUGUCAAACCCUAAACCAGUUAAGCUAUAUAGUUAACAAAUUAGAUUAUGUUUUCUUGAAGUAAACUUGAAUUUAAAAAUGUCAGAUUGCCUCUCUCUUUCUUUUAUUGAAUGAUCUAAAACUUACAGCAGAUAUAAAGUAUAUCCCCAAAUGGUUAAAAGCUUUUUCAGAGAAUAUAUAAUUUGGCUUUGACAAAGGUCAAAAGCAUCAUUUAUAGCUGGAAAAUUGAAACAUGGAAAAAAUGUCAACCUGGGAGAGAUAUGCGAGAAAAAAUGGAACUCUGGGUUAUAUGACUAUAGUGGAAUAGAUGAAGAGUGAGCUGUACAGUGUAGACAAAAGAGACCAAAUACUUUACAGUCUUUCAAAUGCUUGAAGCUAAAACCAAAAACUGUACUGACUUGUGGGAGCAAAGUCCAAACUAAAACUCUGGUUGCCUUCCCUACGCUAACUUACAGCUUUAGUGUUAAAAGCUGGUCCUAAAAAUGUUGAAUCUGAAAUAAAAGCAAGAAAGGUAGUUACUGCUUAUCAAACAUCAUAUAAAAAUAAUUGUAUAGUAAUACGAUAUAUAUUCUCAUUCUGAAGGAGGUAUGAGCCUCCUUGAAACUGGCAAUGGGUGUGCAACGGUAAUCAUAUUUGUAAAAGAUGUGCUUGCCGUUCCACACACAUUGCCAGUUUUAAGGGGGCCCAUGGGUGUGAAACUGCAAGCACAUUUAUUAAAAUAUUCAGAUUCAAAUACAAUGAAAGUGUAUACAUUUGUCAGAAGAAGCAUUUCAGAAAGGGACAGAUAUGGAAAUGAAGUAGACAAAAAAACAGUGGUGAUGGAAAGUGAUAGAAAUCAAAAGAAAGACUACACAAACUGUGACCAGAAAGCAAUAAAAGGAAAUUAGAAAGCCUACAACUAUCACAGCAAGUAAAACAAACAUAAUAGCUGUACAUUGAUCAAGAUAUGAUGCAAAAAUGAUUAAAGGGAGAUGAUUUUAAACCAAAAGAUGAAAUGUUAUAAUGGCAACUCAAGAAAAUACAGUGGUUCAUAAAAUACAUGGAAACAGUGAGGGUUCUGAAAAUCAACAAGUUCUCUAAUAUAGAAAUAAAAACAUGUCCACAUAGUGUUGCAGGCAGUAAUAUACAUCUGCCUAAAACAAUAAUGUGACAAAGCUGAUACAAUGAACACUGAGCAAAGUUGAUGUAGCAAGCAUUACAGUUACAAGUACUCAGAAACAACUGAAAACAUAAUCCUGGAAAUGAUGACUUAAUCAUGUGGGCUAUCCAGUAUUGGAUUUUAAGCAAGGACAGCAAAAACCCAGAUAAGUAUAGUUGAAAAAAAAAAAAAAGAGGACAAAAAUAGCUACAUACAUGCAUACUUUCUACCUUUACUCUCCAAAAUGAGGAACACUACCUCUCAUAAUGUGAAACAAAUGGGCAAAAUGUGGAACAGUUACUAACAGCUUACUAAGUUUCAUCUUGGAAACUCAUAGAAAGGUUAAAAUAUGACAUUUUAUUAAAGAAUAACUCUUUUAAUGAAUUAAUAUGAUUCAGUUCUGUUUACCAUGGAUAUCAUUUUAAAAAAAUUGCUAACACUGAAUGUGUGGCAGACCCUUUCAACGUGGAACUUCAAAGAGCAUGAACUUUUUAAGACCCCAAAUGAGAAAUGUUCCUUUUAAUGAGGUACACUUGAGAAGUGUGCUUACAAAACAUGGGAGAAACAAGAUACCCAGAUAGUUCCAGUAGUGCAGGAAACAAUUAGGUUCAUAAAAAUGUCCACGCUUAUUUCAACAUAAUGCCAAUAUCAAUACCCCCAGUGAAUGAUGGAAGGAAGCAAUUCGUGAUAUGUUGUGCAUGGUAAGACCUGCACUCUUGACAAAUAUCAGAGACAGGGCAGUAAUGAUUUUAAGCAGCAGCCAUACAAUUCUGCUGUAUGUGAUAAAGGUUUUAUACGGAAAGAUAAAAUGGUAAAGCACCAGUCUGCUGACCAGAUUAAACCAGACUAAAUCUCUAUAAAUUUAUUGUGAAGCAAGAUUGUGACAGAACACUAUAACAGUAAAAGCUUGAUUAGUCAGCAAUGGACAGCAGGUACAUUUGUGACUACAGUGUCUUGCCCUGCAUGCAGGGAGAGAAAAAAAUAUUGGAAUGUGCAACAUACAGUGAGACAUGUGGAGCAAGAACUCUGACUGGCCUUUGGAACUUAUCAGUUAAAAAAAAUGAUUUUAUUGAGUAAUUGUGUCCAAUUCUGCUUUAAAAAAAAAACUUUAGAAGAGGGCUACUCUGGAGGCUGCGCUUAUAGUAACAGGAGCAGUCUUGGUGUACUGAUAUCAUGAAUUUUAAGAAUCACCUCCACUUUUGCCAAAAAAGAAAACAUUUGGAAAUUUGGGCAUAUUGUCAUUUUUUUUUCAUGUAGUGUAUAUGCAGAAAAGGAAGUUGUACUAAUUUUGAGUACAGUAAACAAGAUAUUUGUGGUUGUAUAAAAACAUCUUGAUUUACUUAAUAAACUUAAAAAAAAUCUAAGAAUAUUUGACAUGGCUCUAAUUAAAAUAAAAUGGUUUAUUAGUUAAUAAAAACAUUACAAGUAAUUGCUAUGCCACUCCUAACUUACAGCACUGAUACCUUAUAAUGGCCCACCAAAUGCAACAAGGUCCAACAAUAGUUCACCAAAGGAAGUUUUAGAACCUUGGCAGCAGCAGUCAUUCAAAGACCAAGACUGAGCCAUUUAAGGGGAAGGAGAGUACGAAGAACGAGUUACAGAAAUUAAGACACAAACAAGGAAGUACAUGGGAGGUUGAAAUGAGUUUAAUAGAACAAAUAUAAGGUAGUGCAUAGUGUGAGCAAGAAAAGACUUAAUCUUGCAAUUAUAGUAGUGUGUACAUGUGGUAGUUGGAACAAUUUGGAAGUUCCCAAGUAACAUUACAGAGGUAACAGAAUGCAGUGCUGUAAUAGCAUAUUGUGUACUACCAGAAAAACAUAAGAAAAAAGAAAACAGAUACAACACUGUCAAAAAUUAUAUCAAGAAACAGCAGUAAUGCUGGAGUUAAUAGUAGUGUCUGUAGUGGAAUAAUAAAUUAAAUGAUGAAAAUUUAAGAAAGAACGAAGCAUUAAAACAAAACCAGUAUUAAAAUAGAUUAGGAUUUGUGCUAUGUCAUUUCUAACAACAAGCUAAACAUUAUUGAUCUGCCUAGGAAGUUUAUAAGCCCUGCCAUUCAUUUACAUACACAACUGCAAACAAGUAUUUUUCAUUCUGUGUUUAAUACACUGCCAUUCAAGAACACUGUUCAUAAAUGUAGAUGGUGGGGUAUAAUAUCUCCCACCUGUUCUUUAUGAAUUGUGCACAAAAGCGCAUAAUACACACUGGUUUCCUAAGUGCUCUGCUACCCUAGUCCUCCUUGAUCUCAUAUAGUCCACCAACUUCUCUUCUGUGUAGUGUAAAAGUUAUCACAGAGGAUUAAGGCUAUGAGCUGGUAAACAAGCAGUGUCCUGUAAUCCAGGGUUUGAUUCCCUCAGCCUCCAUUUGUCUGUGGUGUGAUUCUGAGCAAGUCAUUUAACCAGACAAUGCUUUGGGGCAAUUGGGAAGUUAGUUUGGGUUGUUUAAUGGUUUCCUGGCCCACAUUCCUAGCUGAAUGUGGAGAAAGCAGGGGAAACACUAUGUAUUGAGAUGUAUAUUAUGUUUCUGUAUUGUGACGUCUUCAGUCAACCCUGUGAGUUAUUCAUUAAGUCUGUUUCACUUAUUAGGCAUGAUGGCAGAGAUAGAGUUAUUAUGAUAAUAUGGUAAUGUAGGGGAUCUAAUGCUGUUUGAGCUCCUGUUAUGACAGACAUGCCUGCACCACAGAGAACUGCAUUGCCAGUAGGGGGUUUCUAACUUGCAAAGUUUUUUUUAUUCAUUCAUUCAGUUAUCUGAUUGAUUUAUAGCACUGUUAUGUUGAAGCAAAUCAGCAGGGAUGGGGGAUUGCUGCAGUCACAAAAAUUGGCCAAUCUCCUAGUAGUCAGUUGCUGUCACAUAAUUUGCCCCAGUAGUACCAGCCCACCUGUAUACAGUCUGUGGAAGGGUUUGACAUGAAUAUGUGGUGUAUAAUGCAUGUGCAGAGUAGGACAAGACUGUGUACUUUUGCAUGUACUUUUUACUUAUGAAGUGCAAACUGCAUAUAAAUCACAAUGCUUAUGUGCUCAAGACUUGGAUUUCAAGAAAUUCUCCUGAAAAAUAAAACUCAAGAAGUGAAUUUUUUGAGAUCUGUUUUGGGAACACAUGAUAAUAUGAUAAUAUUAUAGGCAACCUAUUCAUAUUCUGUCAUAGAUGAAGUCUCCAGUUAAGGUAGUUUAUUUGUAUUUCCAUCUGCUCAGUUGUGUUGCAGAGUCAUGUAUGUGUUGUAGUAAGAAGGAACCCAGAAGGAAACUAAUGAUAGUCUUUAGAAAUGCAUUAUCAUCAACCUCCUGCACAGACAUAUUUUUACUGGAUCCUGGUUUGCUUUUACAUAUCCUCACUGCUGCUAACAGCUCAGUGUACCCCAUUACCCCUUUUAUUUUUUAAAUACGAGCACUCUGUUUAGAGUAAAAUGUCAUUUGUUUGAGUCACUUGAUUUGACUUAAAGUAAAUGUCUUGUUAUUGAACUGAAUCCAAGAGCUGAAAACUCCACCUCAUAGAGUUGGAUGCUGAGAUGGUUUCCUAACUCUCUGUACAUGCCUUAGAAGUGACAUUGACUCAAUUGACUCUUAAAUUUCAGACAGAGCAGCUGGCAUUAUGGGUUUCUUUUUUGCUUUGUAAAGGUUCAGGGGCACAGUCCACCCCUUACCAUAUGUAUGUACUUCUUGGGGUUUUGUGUAUUACCAAUCCCCCUGAUUGUCAUUUGAACAUCUGUGUUAAUUCUGUUGGUUUCUCAUCAUGCUGAAAUCCCUGCAGCUGCUGUUUUUUUCUCACAACACCUGGAUUCUGUUGGAUCAUUUUGAACCUUGUUCCAGUGUGUCUCUUCAGGAAUAUCUCUACAGGUUACUGACCAGCAGUACAGUAAGUAAGGUCCUGUGCUAUAACUGGAACAAAAAUAAAUCAUCAGCUUUAAUUGCCUUAA
Protopterus annectens (West African lungfish) is the source of this 11197-nucleotide messenger RNA. RefSeq names its product zinc finger protein 665-like. The transcript is spliced from 5 exons. Gene Ontology annotation, biological process: regulation of DNA-templated transcription. The coding region runs from base 134 to 2551 and encodes 805 amino acids. Lineage: Eukaryota; Metazoa; Chordata; Ceratodontiformes; Protopteridae. The record is from RefSeq and is a predicted model, not a curated record.